This is a messenger RNA of Acanthosepion pharaonis, 1437 nucleotides long. Lineage: Eukaryota; Metazoa; Mollusca; Cephalopoda; Sepiida; Sepiidae. The record is from the annotation of a GenBank genome assembly.
AUGUUCUUCUUUCCGUCAUUUUUCCUUUACUCUUUCUUUCUUUCUUUCUUUCUUUCUUUCUUUCCUUCAUUUUCUUUUCCAUUUCUUUCUCUAGUUUCUUUUUAUUACUGCUUUUCUUUUCUUCUUUUUCAAUUUCUUGCCUUCAUUUUUUUUUUUUUUUAUCUUUUACUUUAUUUCCACCUUUUUUUCUUCUUUCUUGUUUGGUUCCUUUUAUUUCUUGAUUUCAUUCUUUCCUUAUUUUUCUAUGUCUUCUUUUUAUUUAUUCCAUUUCUUUUCCCUAUUUUGGCCUUCAUUGUUUUUUUUCUUCUCUUUUUUCUUUCUUUGUUAAUGUUUGUUCAUUUUAUUUUUAUUUUUCUCUUAUAUUCUUUCUUUGUUUUUUUUUUACCUCCUUUUUCUCCAAUUUUUCCAUAUCUUUGUUUUUUUUUUUUCUAUAUUUUCAACGAGCAAUUCUUUUUUUUAUUUAUUUAUUGCUUUCUUUCUUUCUUUUCUAAAUAUUUCUUAGAUUCGUUGUUUUUGUUUUUUUUUUUGUUGUUUUUUAUUUGUUUUUUUUUGGGGGGGGCUCUUUUUUCCGUAAUUUUUCUUUUUCUUUUUUGUUCAUUCAUUAAUUUCCUUCUUUCUUUAUUUCUUUCUUUUCCUCUCUCUCUCUCUCUCUCUCUCUCUCAUUUUAUAAAAACUCUUCCUUUCUUUUUAUUUCUCUUUUCCCAUUCUUACGCCUCUUCGCUUACGCUUACCCCACAUCUCUCUCUCCCCCCCUCUCUCUCUCUCUCAUUCUUCCUCUGUUUUUUAUUACUCUUCCCCUUCUUAUUCAUUUCCCCUUUCUCUCUCUCUAUCUCUCUUCCUCUUUUUUAUGAAUCUCCCAUUCGUCAUUUUUCUCAUUCGUUUCCUCUCUCUCUCUCUCUUUCUCUUUUUCUAUCUCUCUUCCCCUUUCUUUUUCAUAAUCAGCCCAUCUCCAAUUUUUUUUUAAUUCGUUUCAGCACUUUCGCCCUAUCUCUCUCUCUUUCUCUCUCUCUCUCUCUCUCUCUCUCUCUCACUGACACACACACACUCUUCUUGCGUUUCAUUAAUCUUCCCGUCUCCUGCUUCCUCUCUCUCACUCACUUUUCUCUGUCUCUGUUUCUGUCUCUCUCUCUCUCUCUCUCUCUUCUUCUUUUCGUUUCAUUAAUCUUCCCGUCUCCAUUUUUCGCAUUGGCUUCCCCUCACUCUCUCUCUCUCUCUCUCUCUCUCUUUCUCUCUUUCUUCUUCUUUCGUUUCAUUAAUCUUCCUGUCUCCAUUUUUUCACGCUUCCUCUCUCUCUCACUUUUUCUCUGUCUCUGUCUCUCUCUCUUUCUUUCUUCUUUCGUUUCAUUAAUCUUCCCGUCUCCAUUUUUUCGCAUUGCCUUCUCUCUCCUCACUUUUCUCUGUCUCUCUCUCUCUCUUUCUUCUUCUUUCGUUUCGUAA